Molecule: messenger RNA, 2460 nt
Organism: Amblyraja radiata (thorny skate)
Lineage: Eukaryota; Metazoa; Chordata; Chondrichthyes; Rajiformes; Rajidae
Product: ras-related protein O-RAL
Exons: 5
Coding region: 160-780 (206 amino acids)
Biological process (GO): signal transduction
Cellular component (GO): membrane
Molecular function (GO): GTPase activity; GTP binding
Source: RefSeq, a predicted model, not a curated record
GCACCGUCACUUCCUGUCCCCGACGGCGGGCGCAGCCCCACGGAGUGAAGGAGCGGCUGAAGAGAGCUCUUGCCGCAUUCAUGGUCUGCCCGCACAUAGCUUCCACUCCCAGAGCGUGCAAAUCAAGGACGAGUUAUCCACUUGACAAUCCAGUAUAAAAUGGCAGCUAACAAGAAUAAGAAUCAGAGUUCGUUGGCUCUGCAUAAAGUGAUUAUGGUAGGCAGUGGUGGUGUAGGCAAGUCUGCACUAACAUUGCAGUUCAUGUAUGACGAGUUUGUUGAAGACUACGAGCCAACUAAAGCUGACAGUUACAGGAAAAAAGUUGUUCUGGAUGGCGAGGAGGUGCAGAUAGACAUCUUGGAUACUGCUGGGCAGGAGGAUUAUGCAGCCAUUCGGGAUAACUAUUUCCGUAGUGGGGAGGGUUUUCUUUGUGUCUUCUCGAUAACUGAGCAAGAAUCAUUUACUGCCACUGUAGAAUUUAGGGAACAAAUUCUCCGUGUGAAAGCAGAGGAAGAUAAAAUCCCAUUACUUUUAGUGGGUAAUAAGUCCGAUUUGGAAGAUCGGAGGCAAGUCUCUGUUGAAGAAGCAAGGAGCAAAGCAGAUGAGUGGGGAGUUCAAUAUGUUGAGACUUCAGCAAAAACUCGAGCCAAUGUAGAUAAGGUAUUUUUUGAUCUGAUGAGAGAAGUCCGAGCAAAGAAAAUGUCAGAAAACAAAGAUAAAAAUGGAAAGAAGAGCAGCCGAAACAAAAAGAGCCUCAGAGAACGAUGUUGCAUUCUGUGAAUAUUUUUGUGUGGGUGGGUUGAUACUCAGCAAUUUGAACUUGGGCACUUGUAUUCAUUUAGCCACUUGGUUUGUUUAUAAUUGGUCACUGUUUAUUUUAUAGUAAAACAGUGUUAAUUUUGAAUAUUGGGUAAUGCUGGAUACAUUGCCAGUGCAUUGCUCUUUGAACUGUCAAAUAUGCUGUAUCCUUUAGACCUACUCAAGAUUUGUAUUUCUUUGCUGCUUUUUUCUCGGUCAUUUAACUUUAAACAACUGCUCAUAUCAAUUAUAACGUGCUUCCAUCUCCCAUUUGGAUUGAUUGCCUGAUUUAUUUGUCCAUUUGACUGAAUUAUUCAGAGCCACUGUACAAAAUUACUCUGGGAAAUUACAGGGCAGAUUUCAAAUACUUCGGAGUAAUGAGGCAGGUUUAUAAAAAGGCAGCAUAGUGAGCCUGUUGUUCUUUAGUUCAUCAAAGUAUGAUUUAUUUUUAAUGUGAAAACCUUGUGAUUAAAAUGACAUUUGAUAGUAGGGAGAACACUCGUCAUCCCCUUUUAUAUAUUACCAUAUGUGGUCUUGCUAUUUGUCUCAUUCAUUCGAGGGAGAAGGGAAUGAUUAACUCCAACUUGCUUUUAGCUACUGUCGCCCAAUGGUAACGAGUCACAUUUAUGAAAGCAACUACUGUUUUUUGGAACAGUUUUGAAAAAGCAGUUCACCAUGCACAGCUUGAUCAUAUUUGUGCUGUUAAUGCUCAUUUUUUAAAUUGCCACGUUGGAAGUAUUUUCUUGACAAUUUCACCUCUUUCGCCCUAGCUACAAUUAAACAUUUUAUGGCCCAUUUUAGACCUAAUUCUCCACUAACACUUCUCACUAUUGUAACUUGCCUUUCACUAUAAUACGUUGAAUGCACAAUAGCAAAUGCAAUGUCCCUGAAGCCUAUCAUGUUGCGUUCUCUGCAUCCAUAUGGUGAAUUAAAAGUAGGUGGUGAGAGUCCUAGAUAUCAAGGUAGAGGGACAUGUCACUUGAAUAUUCCACACCAGCACAUUAAUCAGGAAGGUAUUAUGUUUCACAUUGUUUGACUUACUUUGGUCAAGUGUCAUGAAAAGUUUGAACUAUUUGUUGGAACUAAUCGUGUCUUAUAACACACGACUAAUACAUGUGAAACACAGCAAUCAUGGCUUAAAUGUAUAUUAUCCUUUAUCUAGAAGAAAACAAUAUCCAGUUCUUUCAAAUGCUUGAACUGCGUCAAGUGGACCAAUAUCUUGCUGUUUUUAACAUUAGUAAAGGAAUGAGAUUGGAUUGUACUAGUGUGUCUGUAAUAUCACGCGACUGACUAUUCUGAAGUUUUAAGAAUGGUUUCUGAAUGGUGGUAAAUUGUUAGUUUGUACAUUAAAACACUACAGCAAUUUAUUUUCUACAUUUGCCUUAACACGAAUUGCAUGCAACUUGAAUUUCACCCUCUUGUGUAUAUAACAUGAUUUUAUUCCAGGAUUUAAUUGCAACUUUUAUGUUGAACGACAGGGGUUGAGGUUCUAUGCUAAUAUUGAACUGUGAUAUUGUAUUUGCCAAAUAGCUACCAGAUUGUUUACACUGUUUAACAAAACUAAUAAUUUCAAGAUUCAUUUUUUUCAAUCUAAAUUUAUCAUCAAUAUUUGAAAUAUUUCAACAUGAAGAUUUACAAAUAAAAGCUAGUAGCAUAACUUGA